AUGCUAAAUGUUUAUUCUUCGGAAAUUCAUAACAACUUGAAACUUCUCAAUAGGCGCGCAGAGAAGAGUACUAAGAGUGAGGAUGGAGACAUUGUGGACUGUGUUGACAUCUACAUACAGCCUGCUUUUGAUCAUCCAGCAUUGCAAAACCACAAAAUUCAGGUAGUGGGUGCUCUAACCACUGAAGGCGAGUUAAGAGCCACUUCACUUGAACGCUUUGGGAAGAAAAACCCAGCACCAAUUUCCUACUCAACCAAUGAUGACAAAGGGACUGUGUACAUUAACCAAACAACAGUCGAACUUGGUCCUCAAAUCAAUUGUUCUGCUGCGAUUCUUGUGACUACUGGAUACAGUUACAUAGGAGCUCAGGGAGAUAUAAAUAUUUGGAAUCCAAAAGUCGAAUCACCGGAUGAGUACACUACUGCUCAAAUCUGGCUUAAGAAUGGACCUGGAAAUGCCUUUAAACCCAAAGUUCCGGUCCUUAAUCUAUUUCUAUGGUCAGGUGGACUCGUAGUCUCGUACAAAUCAACAGGUUGCUUUGAUCUAACUUGCUCAGGAUUUGUGCAAACUAACAAAGACAUAGCCCUUGGUAUCCCCCUAGGACCCGUAUCAAGUGAAGGAGGACCCCAAUAUCAAACCACUUUCAGCAUCAACAAGGAUCAAAACACAGGCAAUUGGUGGCUACGUUUGGGUCAAAACGUCCCGGUAGGAUAUUGGCCACCAAGUCUCUUCUCCUAUCUGAAACAAGGUCCUGCAACAUUGGUUGAAUGGGGUAGGGAGGUGUAUAGCUCCAAGGUGAAGGAGACUCGUCCACACACUGGACACACUGAGACUGGUAUGUGAAGUGGGGAUUUUGCUUCAGGCAAAGAUGGAAGUGCUUGUUACGUGAAACAAGUUUCACUGCAACUAAAGUACCCAGAAUGGGUAGGCACUUUUGUCGUUGAAGCGUAUUGCUACUCCGCACUGAACUACGCUCAGUCGCUCGCCCAAGUUUGGAGGACCUGGUCGAUAUCCUC
Molecule: messenger RNA, 1016 nt
Organism: Rosa rugosa (rugosa rose)
Lineage: Eukaryota; Viridiplantae; Streptophyta; Magnoliopsida; Rosales; Rosaceae
Product: protein neprosin-like
Exons: 6
Coding region: 1-843 (280 amino acids)
Source: RefSeq, a predicted model, not a curated record